AUGGAUCGCUCGGACAGUUCCACCUUCAGCCCUAUUCGGGACUUACAAGAGGUUGCCCUCUUUGGCCCUCAAGUAACACAUUGGACAAAAGAUAGUCUUUCAACCCUCCAGUCCACACUUCUCCAAACCACAAACCUCGAUUUCCUCAAAAACGCCCUUGCAGAAAUUUCAUCUUCGUGGUCCAUACUCAAGAAAGGCUUCGACGCGUCGAAUAUCAACGCCGAAGAAAAACUUAAGGAACUCGAAAACUUCGCGACGGGAGGCACCAUCCCCGACCCUCAAAAUCUUGGCAAUACGCAGUUAGCCCCACUCACGAUAGUAUCGCAAGUGGUGGAUUACGUCCGUCUUGCUGGUGAUCGGGAUGACCUAAUAGACUUCAAGGCGGCGCAAGGAUUUUGCAUCGGGUUCCUGUCAGCCGCUGCUCUUGCUUCCUCAAGCGAUUGGACACAAUUUAAGCACAACGUAUCGAACAGUUUGCGCUUGGCCGCCUGUAUCGGUAUCGCCAUUGACGCAGAAAAUGCGUCGCAUUCUCAUCCAGACCGGGCGACAGCAGUCGGUGUUCGCUGGAAAACGCCUUCCGACUGGGCAUUCUUGGAGACAUCCUUAGAUAUCUUCCCAGACGCCUAUGUAUCCUGCGUAACGGAUGACCGAACGCUUACGAUCACGUUGCCAAACCGCGAUCAAGAAGCGUUCUGCUCUCGACUUCGGGAAUUCAAGAUAGCAACUACCAGCAUUGGUCUUGGCGGCUACUAUCACCACCAGAGACACGCCAAAGCUGCCCAAACUCUCAAGCAGCUUUUCUCUAGUGCCCUCAAAUUCCAACUCCCUAGCGCUGAAAAAUUGCGCUUACCCUUAAGAUCUACUUCAGAUAUUGGGCUUAUCUCGACUGGAUCUCUGCACGAGAUCGCCCUCGACCUAAUUCUUUGCAAGCGAGCUCAUUGGUUCCAAACCGUGAAGCUUAGCACGGCCGAUAUCCCCCACGACCAGCUCAAGUUCGUUCCUCUCGGAAACGAAUCUUGCGUCCCACGAUCACUUUUGUCGAACAAGCCCAACUCAACAAAUGGCGAUGUACCGGAACUCAUUCGUGGCGUUGAAGAAGUUGCAGUGGUUGGUAUGGCUUGCCGUUUCCCUCAGGCCGACUCCCUAGAGGAGUUCUGGCAAUUAAUUACAUCCGGCACGACAUCGACUACCGAACUCCCUCUCGAACGAUUCAACACCAAGGAUAUCACUCGAGGCCCCAACAUGCCUAGGUUCUUCGGCAAUUUCCUCCGCCGACCAGAUGCGUUCGAUCACAGAUUUUUCGGUGUCUCUGGCCGAGAAGCCAAGUCCAUGGACCCGCAGCAACGACUUGCUUUGCAAGUCGCCUACGAAGCCUUGGAGUCUUCCGGAUACUGCGGCUUACGGCCCGAAGAGAAGGAGACUGAUGUAGGCUGCUACCUCGGUGUUGUUAGCGGUGACUACGAAGAGAACGUUGCGUGUGACAACGCUAACGCUUUCUCUGCUACGGGUACGCUGCAAGCCUUUAUCACUGGUCGCAUUAGCCACCACUUCGGCUGGACUGGUCCGGCUGUCUGCUUAGAUACUGCUUGCUCCUCAUCAGCGGUUGCGAUACACACUGCCUGCAAGGCAAUCUUGUCGGGAGAAUGCGCUAUGGCCCUGACUGGAGGUGUUAGCAUAAUGACGAGCCCGAACAUGUACCAAAACCUUUCUGCUGGAGGUUUCUUGAACACCACCGGUGCUUCGAAAGCCUUCGAUGCGUCGGCCAAUGGAUACUGCCGUGGUGAGGGUGCUGGUAUCAUCGUGCUGAAGAAGCUCUCGAGGGCAGUUGUUGAUGGUGACACUAUCAUCGGUGUCAUCUCCGGCUCGGCCGUCAACCAAGGUUCCAACCUUACCUCUAUCACGGUACCCGAUUCUGGAUCCCAGGGUACGCUGUACAAGCGUGCGCUUUCUAUGGGUCUGCUAGAGCCUAAGGAAGUCACCUAUGUCGAGGCUCACGGCACCGGUACCCAAGUCGGAGACCCGAUCGAGUACGAAAGUGUCAAGAGGUCACUUACUGGUCCCUGGCGAAACGACAACGUGUUCCUCGGGUCUGUUAAGGACAAUAUCGGCCACACUGAAGCUGCUUCAGGUGUUGCUGCGGUCAUCAAGACGCUCUUGAUGAUGCAGUACAAGACCAUUCCCAAGCAGGCCAACUUCAAGUCCCUCAACCCAAAAAUCAACGCAUCCGACAGCAUAAUAGUACCGAAAGCCACCCAGUCAUGGACCGCCAAGCGAUACGUUGCCCUUGUGAACAACUACGGUGCUGCCGGUAGCAACGCCGCAAUUGUACUCCGAGAGCACGCUCCGAUUGAGAAGCCUUCCAAACCCCAGAACUUGCGAUCUUCCGUUGGAUACCCAAUCCUGCUCUCUGGCAAGACCACAAACAACCUUCAGUCUAACAUGGAUGCGCUCCGCUCAUACUUGUCUAAGGCCACAGCUUCUUUCGCUGACGUAGCGUACAACGUCGCCCGAAGGCAAGACUCGUCUUUUGAGCAUCGCGCCUCAUUUGUGGCGGCCGAUGCGCAAAGUCUCAUCGCUGCUCUCGGCAGCCCCACCGCUAGAGCGGAUGCUACCGUGUCGCGAAAGACCAAGGUCCCAGUUGUCCUAUCAUUCGGCGGCCAAACUGGUAAUAACGUAACCAUUUCGAAGGAAUUGUACGAAAGCAGCGAUCUUCUUCGCAGCCAUUUGGAUAAAUGCGAUGCUGUCUGCCGGUCGCUUGGUCUUCCCAGCAUCUUCCCCGAAAUCUUCCAAGGCGUCGAUGUUGAAGAUACGAUCAAGCUCCACUGCAUGCUGCUUUCUCUACAAGUUUCUUGCGCCAAGUCAUGGAUUGACAGUGGUCUUGAAGUUGAUACCGUUAUCGGUCACAGCUUCGGCCAGCUUUCCGCGCUUUGCGUUGCCGGCUCUGUCUCUCUUGAGGAUGCAUUCCGUCUUGUGGCUGGUCGUGCACACUUCAUCAAGAACAACUGGGGUCCCGAGCGUGGUGUCAUGGUUUCUGUAGAGUGCGGUCGCAAGGAGCUUGACAAUGUUGUCAGCCAGAUCAACUCGAUGAAUGGUCUCCGCGUGGAUGUCGCAUGCUACAACGGUCCCCGUAGCUUCGUACUUGCUGGUGACAAGGCAUCCAUGGAGAAGGUUGAGGAAGUUUGUCAGUCUUUCAAGACCACCAAGCUUCGCAACGCCUAUGCUUACCACUCUUACCUCGCCGAUAACAUUUUGGAUGGAUAUAGGAAGGUAGCUGAGUCGGUUACAAUCCGAUCACCCCGCAUCCACGUCGAGACUUGCUCCAGCAAUGGCGCUUGGACCAAGUUCACCGCUGAGGAAAUUGUUCAGCACACCCGAGGAUCCGUCUACUUUUCCGAUGCAGUUGAGCGCAUUACUGCACGCUCGCCCUCGGCUAUCUGGCUUGAAGCUGGAUCUGCUACUCCUAUCAUCGCGAUGGCGCGUCGCAUUGCGCGAAAGCCAGAAAGAGCGGAUACUUUCAUCUCCAUGGACCUGAAGGGUGUUGAUGCGGCGGCAAACCUCGCCAACGCUGUAAACCAAUUGUGGAAGGCUGGUGGUGCAGCAAAAUACUGGCCUUUCCACCGCUCUUCAAGAGCUUCAUACAGUCACCUCAACCUCCCUCCCUACCAAUUCGACGCUACUUCGCACUGGAUUGACUUCAAGUCGGCGGCGGCAUUGGUGCCCUCCCAGCCCGCUGAAGCCCCGGUCGCUAAACCCACCAAACUCGUGAACAUGGUGGAAAGUGGCCGCGUUGCCGGAGAGCACCUAUUUCUCAUUGACACCACUAAUGCUGCCUACGACAUGUCCGUGCGAGGACACGCCGUUACAGGUCAGACUCUCUGCCCCGCAUUUAUGUAUGUCGAGAUGGCGACGAGGAGUGCUAUGGAAGUUCUUUCUAGCAAGCCUGCUGUUCAGAGACUUCCCCACGUCGAGGGAUUAAACAUUCACGCACCACUUGGCCUAAGCGGUGAUUCCGCUCUGUACCUCCGACUCCGAGAAUCUGCUCAAGAAACUUGGGACUUCUCAGUUUACACACAAGAGUCUGAGAAAGAGAAUGUCGAGCACGCGCGCGGUCGCAUCAACUUGGCCCCUGUUGAUGACAUCGCCGCGGAAAGCCGAUUGAAGAUGUUAAAGAGGGUUGCUCGAAGCUCUGGCGUUGACAGAAUUCUCAAUUUGCCUUCAGCUACUGGUCUUAGCGGUUCAAUUGUCUACAAACUCUUCUCGGAGAUUGUGGAAUAUGCGGGCUACUAUCGCGGAGUUAAGAGCCUGUCGGCCUCGGAGAACGAGGCGGUCGGUUCAGUGGUCGUUCCAGCUGAAAAGCCUUUCGGCUUGGAUACUGGAAUUGUCGACCCUAUUGCUCUUGACAACUUUGUCCAAGUUUCGGGCAUUCACGUCAACUGCCUUGCCCCUCGUCGCGACGAUGAAGUCUUCAUUUGCAAUGCUAUUGAGGAGAUCAUCCUCUCUGCGCCAUUCAUGGCUAACCGCUCCGAUUCCCGCGCAUGGACCGUUCACACUCGAUAUGAGACCGUCGCCAAGGGUGCUAGAACAAACGACAUCUUCGUUUACGAUGCAAAGACCAAGGACCUAGUCUUAGCUAUCAUGGGUGCUCACUUUACAAGCGUCCCUUACAAGUCAUUGGUUAGGGCUCUUACCAAGGCCAACAAAUCUGCCCCUGCUAUUAUGGUCGAGACUGUUUUCGGAAAGAGCACAUACGACAGCGACAGCGACCAGGUCGACUCUGGAUACCAAACUCGUGUCCCAUCGCCACCCGCCGAAGGAUCCAGGGAACAGCCUAAUGUGCUUGAGCCUCUUCCUAAGAGGCCUCAGGUCCAGCAAGCUGCUCCAGAGCCAGCUAAAGCGGAUAACACCGUUCAAUUAGUACGCGAGAUGUUCAGCUCCAUCAUGGAGAUUCCGAUUGAGGAGAUCUUGCCCACAUCGGACUUGGCCGAGCUCGGUGUUGAUUCGCUGCUAUCUACUGAAAUCUUGUCUGAAGUUGAGAAGCGAUUCAGCGUCAGUGUUUCACAGGAUCAGUUCAUGGACUGCACCGACAUCCUUUCCCUCUGCCGCUUCAUCCAGCCGAACGACACGAUCGAAGCUCCCCAGAUAACCGUCGAGAACCCCAGCCUUGCCGAUCAACUCUCCAGCAAUUUGCCUGACGACAAGAGCGAGAUCACAGACAAUGAGACCGUCUACGAGGAACAAACCGAUAACAACUUUGCGGUAGUGUGCCGUGAGAGCUUUAUUAAGGCUUCAAGCUCCUUCGACAAGCACGCAGCGGCGACUGGUUUCACCAACUUUUGCGGUGAGGCUUUCACAUUGCAAUCCAGACUUGUCGUUGCCUAUGUCGUGGAAGCUUUCUCUGCCCUUGGCAGCGACCUCCAAGCCGUCAAGCCCCACGGAAAAGUCCCCGCGUUCCAAUUUGAGGAGAAGCACAAGCACCUCAUUCCCCAGCUAUACAAGAUCCUAGAAGAUGCAAGCCUAGUCAAGAAGGAGAGCGACGGCACAUUCAAGCGCACGGAUGUACCAAUCCCGACCAUACCUUCAUCGACUCUACACGAGGAAAUGCUACAGAAGUUUCCUGCUCACGGUUCGGAGACAAAGCUUCUACGCGUGACUGCACACAAGCUUGCUGAGUGCCUUACUGGAGCGGCCGAUCCUUUGGCUUUGAUGUUCCGAGAUGCGACUGCGCGUGAGUUGCUCGGAGAUGUCUACACCAACGGACCAAUGUUCAAGGCCAUCACAAUGCUUCUUGCCGACUACCUUUCAUCCGUCCUGGAGAACUUUGGUAACACCAACCGUGAGAUCAAGAUUCUCGAGAUUGGUGCUGGUACCGGAGGCACAACCAACUACCUUGUUCAAGCACUCUCCAGCCUCGGUAGCAAGCAGAAGUUCUCUUACACAUUCACCGAUAUCUCUUCCUCACUCGUAGCCAAUGCGCGCCGCAGAUUCUCCAAGUGGUCGUCGUUCAUGCAUUUCGCGACUCUCGACCUUGAGAAGGAGAAUGCGCAGUACGCUGGUGCCUAUGAUAUCAUCAUUUCGACCAACUGCGUGCACGCUACCCCUGAUCUUGUAAACUCAACUAGCCAGAUCCGCAAGCUUUUGCGCCCUGAGGGUGUCCUAUGCUUAGUGGAGUCGACCCGCAACUUGUACUGGUUCGAUCUAGUGUGGGGUCUCGUUGAGGGCUGGUGGGCAUUCAACGACGGCCGCGAGCACGCGCUUGCACACGAGUCGCGAUGGAAGCGAGAUCUUACUACUGCUGGCUACAAGUGGGUAGACUGGAGCAACGAUGCAUCUGCUGAAUCCGAUCUCCUAAGGGUUAUCACUGCGUCUCCGUAUAAUGCGGGACCUUCUGGCGAAUGCGUCGAGGAAGUUGAGCGCAAGCUUGAGACCAAGCAGACCGUGACUUUCAAGAAAGUGGACGGCUUAGAUCUUCAAGCUGAUAUCUACUACCCUUCCGAAAAGGUCGAGUCUGGAAAGACUCUUCCCGUAGCUCUCAUGGUACACGGAGGCGGACACGUCAUGCUUUCGCGAGACGAUAUCCGACCGGAGCAAACAGACAUGCUCCUCAAAGCGGGUUUCCUUCCCAUCAGUGUCGACUACAGGCUUUGUCCCGAGACGACAUUGAGAGAAGGGCCUAUGACCGAUGUUGGAGACGCAUUAGGAUGGAUCCGAAAUGUGCUCCCCAACAUGACGCUCGCGCGCUCGGACGUUCGAGUCAACGGAGAAAAGGUAGUAGCCGUGGGUUGGUCCACCGGCGGCACAAUUGCCAUGUCUCUCGCAUGGACCACUCUUCCAAAGGGCAUCCAACCUCCCAACGCCAUCCUCGCUUUCUACUGCCCCACCGACUACGAAGACCCCUUCUGGAUGCAGCCCAACAUCCCCCACGGCUCCAAAGCCAAAGAACACACCUACGAAUACAACGACGAGCUCUGGGAAGCCAUCUCUGACUCCCCAAUCACUAGAUACAAUGUCCCUACCAAGAAGCGUGCUCUUGGUGGCUGGAUGGCACCUAGCGACCCCCGCAGUCGCCUAGUGCUACACAUGAACUGGCACGGACGCGCAUUACACGUUCUGCUUAACGGCAUGAACAAAAACAACAAACGGGAACCGGGCACCCCGUCUGCAGAGCAAAUCGCGGCCGUUAGCCCGCUAGCUCAAGUGCGAAGCCAAAACUACGUCACACCUACCUUCAUCAUCCACCCUCGCCAGGAUGACUUGAUCCCCUGGCAACAAGCAGUGCGCACAUACGAGGCGCUUAACACCCGAGGAAUUGACUCGGAAUUGCGCAUCGUAGAGGGUGUACCGCACUUGUUUGAUCUAUACCGCGAGCACCAGAGCAAUGCCGAGACGCAAGCUGCUGUAGCCGACGGAUAUGAGUUCCUUUGUAAACAUGUUGGAUUAACGCUGCGCAAAUAA
Messenger RNA from Hypoxylon trugodes, 7452 nucleotides. RefSeq lists its product as uncharacterized. NCBI's taxonomy places the organism in Eukaryota, Fungi, Ascomycota, Sordariomycetes, Xylariales, Hypoxylaceae. Gene Ontology annotation, biological process: proteolysis; fatty acid biosynthetic process; secondary metabolite biosynthetic process. The record is from RefSeq and is a predicted model, not a curated record. The coding region runs from base 1 to 7452 and encodes 2483 amino acids. The transcript is spliced from 3 exons. Gene Ontology annotation, molecular function: serine-type peptidase activity; fatty acid synthase activity; 3-oxoacyl-[acyl-carrier-protein] synthase activity.